CUUUCCUUCCCUCUCUGCCUCCUUCCCUCCUUCUCCUCCCAGCGGAGCUUGCAAGCCUCCUCCUCCUCCUCCUCCUCCCCUCCGCUGCCUGGCUCUUGCUCCUCAGUCCGUUGUUCACACGCCGCUCCGGAGUGGCCCCGAUCCGAUCCCGAUCCGGAAAAGCAAACAAACCCCAGACCCUCCGGAACCACCCCAAAAGAGGCCCCCUUUGGAAGAGACUGCGGACCUUGGAGGGGAAGCCAAAGAGGCAGGAGUCACACGAAGCCAAGUGGUGUGGACAAUGCACGGCUGAAGACAUCGCCCCCAUCCCAGUUGGUUGGAGAUCCAUGGGAGAGAACCACCACAAGGAACCUUCUCAAAAUUUUCCAGAUCACCCCCCAUCUUGAACCAUCCUCUCUGGACCUGAUUUGGAACUGCAUGGCCCCUUGUUGGAGCAGAAGGACACCUGAGUGAUAUCUCACCAUAGUUUGGCUCCUGGCCUAGGUUGGCUUUCUGGACCAAGGUCCAUUUUGCAACUCCCGCAAUGUACCAGAGUUUGGCCAUGGCAACCAACCACGGCCCACCCUCCUAUGAAGGGGCCAGUGGUUUUAUGCACAGUGCAGCCGCAGCUUCACCAGUCUACAUCCCCACCACCAGGGUCACCACCAUGAUCCCCAGCUUGCCUUAUCUCCAAGGGGGUGCCUCAUCCCAACAGGGAAGCCCGGUCUCCAGCCACUCCAUUUGGACUCAACCUGGGGCCGAGAGUGUGGCCUACAACCCGGGGUCUUCUCACCCUUCGGUGUCUCCCCGGUUCUCAUUUGCCACCAGCAGCCCCAUCUCGGCCACCACCUCCAGAGAGGUGGCCGCUUACAGUAGUUCACUCAGCAUUACGGCCAAUGGAAGAGAACAGUACACCCGGAAUUUCGGGGGGUCUUACUCCAGCCCCUAUCCGGCAACCUACAUGAGCCCUGAGUUGGGGACCGGCUGGACUGCAUCUCACUUUGAUAGUUCCAUGCUCCACAACCUCCCAAAUCGAGGGACCCCAGGAGCUGCCAGACACGGCAACAUAGUGCCUCCAGACUAUUUUGACGAUUACAGCGAAGGCCGAGAAUGCGUCAACUGCGGGGCCAUGUCCACCCCACUAUGGCGGAGAGAUGGAACCGGCCAUUACCUGUGCAAUGCCUGUGGACUCUACCACAAGAUGAAUGGCAUCAACCGGCCACUAAUUAAGCCCCAGAGGAGGCUGUCAGCCUCCCGUCGGUUGGGGCUCAUGUGUGCCAACUGCCAGACGACCACAACCACCCUGUGGCGCAGGAAUGCGGAAGGCGAGCCAGUGUGUAAUGCUUGUGGUUUAUAUAUGAAACUCCAUGGGGUCCCAAGGCCUUUAGCGAUGAGAAAAGAAGGGAUCCAAACCAGGAAACGUAAACCAAAGAACGUAAACAAGUCUAAGCCAACUGCAGGACCAGCAAGUAAUAAUGAAAACCUUACCUCAGCCAUCAGCUCAGCCGCCUGCACCAGCACCACAACUACCAACACCACUGAAGAAAUGCGUCCCAUCAAGACAGAACCAGGGAUUUCAUCUCAUUAUGGGCACCUCAGUCCAAUUCCUCAGGCGUAUCCACUCGCUACAGCGUCUGGGCACAGCUCCACUCUUCAUUCCACCAUGGCAUCCCUCAAACUUUCCCCCCAGGGUUACCAGGCAAGCGUCAGCCAGUCUCCCCAGGCUAGUGCCAAGCAAGACUCAUGGAAUGGCCUGGUCUUAGGUGAAAACCAUGGAGACAUCAUCACAGGGUAACCACCUUCUGCCCUCCAUGGAUGUACAAGACACAUAGACGAAUCACACGAUCGAGCAACACCGGAUUGUUUUUCUUUAGGUUUUGGGUUUUUUUUCUCCGCCCAUUUUCUUGAAGGGUAUACCAGUCUUAGUAGAACCAUUCCAAGCUUUGGCCUUUGGAGGUGGCUUUUCUGAAGGCCAAAGGGUCCAUCUUUGGAUUCAACUCUGUGAAGAUGGCCAUCAACUGUUAGAACAAAUGGAAAAUUUUGGCCAGCAGUGGUUCAGAAAGCUACCUUCAGUACAACAGACAAAAAUGAUUAAUUCUUUCAAGAAAAUGAAACAAAACUCUGCACCCGAUGACUUGGACAGCCAUAUUUCUGCUCUUUUCUUGACUUUCAUCAUCUAUUCAAGACUCCUGCUUCACUCAAAAAGUUUGGGAGAACAGAGAUCCUCCUUGGACUAACCUAACUUGGAAAGUGCUCACUCCAAGAUCAGCUAGAAUAAGGUGUGGGCAUGGUGCAAGCCCCCACCAGUCCUUCAAAAACUCCCAACUCACCACUUUUUUUUCAAAACUUCAAUGUGAUUCCAGGCAAUUUUGCCUUAAAAAAAAUCACAUAGAAAGCCUCACAAGUGCACAAAAGCACAUGAAAAUACCUCAUCCCGUCCCUAAAAACAUCCCAAUACCCAAAUAACACAGUUUCCCUCUACAGUCUCUCUCAAAAUGGUGACAUUUUAAGAGGGGAUGGAGAUGGAGAUAGAGAUAUAUGGGCUUAUGCUGGGGAAUGUGGUCCCUGGACACGCUGGGGGAAAGUUGCCCAAUGCUCCUCAUGCCAUCAUUCAUUAUCAUUCAUGGAUAAGAUUUGGCUGUGUGAACAACUUUUCCAUACAACUGGUUCUCAUUUGCUAGAGAAGCCAACUAUGACGUGAUGACUUAAAUACUGACUUAAAACCCAGUGGAGCUCUCAUCUUGCUCCAUGUGAUGUGCACAAAAUAAGGCUUUUCAGACAGACAGCCCUGAGCCCAACAAAGUUGGAAAAACCAAACCAUUUGUGCAGCCCAGACUGGCGCAUUCACACCACACAAUUACAGAGCCAAGAUUCCACUUAAACUGUUAUGUCAAUGCCCUAUGGAAUCCUGGGAUUAGCAGUUUAGGGAGGGGGGCAUUUAGGAUUCAUGGCCAAAUUGUUUCCGAUGUCUCACCAAACUACAAACCUCUAGGGCUUUACCCCCCACCCCCUUUUUUAAAGCUACCAUGAGACCCAGCUUGGGCGAAAGGUUGGAUAUGGAUGAAGGGAUGGAUGCGUGGAUGGUGGAUGAGUGAGUGGGUGGAUGGAUGGGUGAGUGGUUGGGUAGGUGUCUGGACCGAUGAGUUGGCAGGUGGGCAGGUACGUGGAUGGCAGACUGGCUGGCUGCCUCGAUAGAUGGAUGGAUGGAUGGUUUGGUAGGUGGGUGGAUGGGUGAGUGAACAGAUGGAUGGGCACACGAUGGAUGGAUGGGUGGAUGGAAUGAAUCACAGCAGUAUAGUUAGAAUGGGCAUGAGGACCAUGAAAUGGGGCUGGGCAAAGUCUUUCUCUCCAGAUGUUGUUAGACUGCUGCUCCCUUCUGCUCUGGCCAGCAAAGCCAGUGUUGAAGAUGUUGGGAGGUGCAAGGCCAUGAUAUCUGAAAGACCUCUGAAAGACAUCUUUGCUCACACCUUUUAAAAAAUAUGGGGCGGCACUUUCUUUGGUGAAAGUAAAACAGAAAGAGAACUAGUUGGACAUGAUUCAGCGAUGUCCCAAUGAUUUCUCAGGUGGGGAAUCAGCCACUGGCAGCCACUGUGCAAAAUCUGCCCUGCUGGGAGGUUAUGUUUGUCCACCUACCUGCCAGUCCUGGAUGCAAUAGUGGGCUAUAGGUGAGCAGCUUGACUUGCAAUGAAUCUAGGCUUCCAGGUAGUUACCAGGAUGGAUUGAGGUCUUACCCCCUCCUGUUGCCCCCCUCCAGUUUUCAAAGGACUCUCUGCCCCCAAACUAGCUGCUGACUUGGAUUCUUUAGCAGUCCUAUGUGUUGGGAAAAUUUCUGCAAAACUGAAUGGAUCGCUUUACAUUCAUUCUUGGCUUCCUCUUUUCCAAAUCUAGGACGGGGUUUCCUUAAUAAGAUAUAGUAAAAUCCCACCAUAAAUGACAAGCUGAAGAUUUGAAAAAGGGUCCCAAGAAUUUAGAGCCUUUUGAAAGGUGGGAGAAAGAUUCCCAAGGUUUCUGACUCGGGUAGCUGAGAUCACAGCUGGCAGAAUCCACUACUGCCUAGGGGAUCCCAUGGAUCUAGUGAUCUGACAACUCCCUGCAGCUUGUGCCAGUGUUAAAUUCAUUCCAUUUCUGUCAUUUUGAUUAUUUCCCCCCUUCUGUCACUAGUGAUGAAUCUAAUGUUUCUUACUUUACAAGCAGCAAUUCCGCAUUCCCUUUCCUGACAUUAAACUGAAGGAGGGAGUUUCUAAUGCCCUUAAAUACUCUCCCCCUCCCCAAUACAAGCAGAACUUGACAGAGAAUAUGGAAAAACUGCAAAUCAGCUGGAUAAGCGGCAAGAUUUCCCCAUUGCAAACAAAAAAGGUCACUUUUUAAAUCCCAAACACAGCCACCACUCCUAUGCUGCCAAACUUGCCACAUGAGCUAAAUAAAAAGUGAUAUGGGAUAACAGCAGCCUUUUAGACUGCACCCAAUCUUCAGGUAGGAUCGCCAUUGUCUUUACCUCACCCAGCUCUUGUGCUUUGAGUUGCCCUCUUGCAUGCCACAUUUACAGAUGGUUUGGGCAGAUCUCUGUCCGCAGCUGGAAAAAAUGCCUCUUGAUUUUGGAAUAGCAGAUUAAAAUGCUGCAAAAAAGCAAAACACACAAGAGCUGCACAGGCCCAUUGCUCUGGUCAGUUGGCAACCCCAUUCCAUUCUAUGGUGUUGGACAAUGAGUCGUACUUUCCAUGUCCUGGUUAAAUGCGUGGCAUUGUUGGUUUUUUAAAAAUAGAACAAGAAUAGAAAAGUAGAAGGGAGAAGGAGGAUCAGACAAUGAGGGAUGGCUUCUUGUUUGAGGCAUUCAGUCAAAAUAGACAUUAUUGGGUAGAAAAGUUACUUUUUUAAAACUGUAGCUGCCAGAAACCCUAGCCAGAAAGGUAAUGCUGGCUGGUGGAUCGAGGGAUUUGUCUGCCAGCUAUGAGGAAAUUAUGGGCUUUCUGGGAGCUUCAGUCCAAAAGUGUAACUUUUGCCAAGUUCUUGCCCUGGACGAGAUGGACAAAUACUUUACUCUGAUAUAAGGAUUUUCCUUGAGAGUCCAGAUGGCGGACUGGGGUUGGUUGGGAUUCUUCAAUCAGCUUAUUAUUUUUAAGGCCAGGAGACUGUGGAUCAAAUGGCUUUAACAAUACAAUUCCCAUAGGCUUUCUUCUUUUUCUUUUAAAAACGAUGGGAAUCACAAUGUGGAAAUACGCUGAUUGUUUACAUCUUCCCUCUUGGAAAAAGACUGAGCUCUGUUUGAGGCAGCCGUGAUGAUGCCCACGAAUACAAAGAUGCUGUAAUGUCCUUGAGCAGGUUUCAGUGAAAAUAAAUCAUGUCUUUACCUAUCUCAGAUCAAGCGGAAUAGCAAAUGGCACAAUAAAGUGGAAUCCUAAAUAAAAAA
Molecule: messenger RNA, 5386 nt
Organism: Sceloporus undulatus (fence lizard)
Lineage: Eukaryota; Metazoa; Chordata; Lepidosauria; Squamata; Phrynosomatidae
Gene: GATA4
Product: GATA binding protein 4
Exons: 7
Coding region: 524-1774 (416 amino acids)
Biological process (GO): positive regulation of transcription by RNA polymerase II; negative regulation of transcription by RNA polymerase II; cell fate commitment
Cellular component (GO): nucleus
Molecular function (GO): RNA polymerase II cis-regulatory region sequence-specific DNA binding; zinc ion binding; DNA-binding transcription factor activity, RNA polymerase II-specific
Source: RefSeq, a predicted model, not a curated record